AUGGCAUACGUGUGUCUGAUCCCGCUGGCAAUUGUUGCAAUUGUCGUCUUCCAGUUGCGGAAUGUCGGCCGACGGCCCAAGAACUAUCCUCCAGGUCCUCCUGCUUUACCGCUGAUUGGCAAUCUCCACCAGAUUCCAUCAACACAAGCGCAUCACCAAUUUAAGAAGUGGGCUGAAGAGUAUGGCCCAGUAUACUCGCUCAUUCUCGGCACCGAAGUCAUGAUCGUGCUCUCAUCCGACAGGGCGGUGAAGGACCUCUUGGAUAAACGCAGUGGCAUCUACUCCUCACGCACCGAUUUGUACCUUGGAAAUGUAGUCAGCGGUAAUCUCCGUGUCGUCAUGAUGAAAUACGGCGAAACAUGGCGCAUGAUCCGAAAGAUAUUCCACCAGGUCCUGCACAUCAGUGCCGCCAAGGGCUACGUCCCGUACCAGGAUCUCGAAAGCAAGCAGAUGCUGUCCGGGUUCCUGGACGAGCCGGAAUACUUUGUCGAUCACAUCCGCCGAUUCACAACUUCGCUGACGACGCAGAUGGUAUUUGGGUUCCGCACUACGAGUAUCCACGACGAGAAGCUGAAGAGGUUGUACCGCUGCGUUGAGAGGUGGAGCGAGGUCGUGGGUUCUUCUGCGGCCGCUCUCCUGGACGUGUACCCGCCACUCCGGAACCUGGGGUCCCUAUCGCCUGGGAAAAGAUAUGCUGAAAAGCUUCAUAAGGAGGAGAGCACUCUGUAUGUCGGUCACUGGAUGGAUGCGAAGAAUCGCGUUCUCAAGGGUACGGCAAAGCCCUGUUUCUGUAUGGGUAUCGUAGAAAGCCAGAAAACCCUUGGCUUCUCCGACUACUUGGCCGGAUACAUCUCUGGGUCUGCCCUCGAGGCCGGGUCAGACACCACCGCCUCCACGCUGACCGGAUUCGUUCAGGCCAUGGUUCUGCACCCCUCCGUGCAGAAGCAGGCCCAGGACGAACUGGACCGCGUCUGCGGCACAGAGAGACUCCCAACCAUGGACGACUGGGACUCCAUGCCCUACAUACGGGCGUGCAUCAAGGAGUCGUUGCGGUGGAUGCCGACGGCGAUCCUCGGCCUGCCGCACGCCGUCACCCAGGACGACGAGUACAUGGGCUACAAGAUCCCAAAGGGGGCCGGCGUCAUGCUCAAUGUGUGGGCCAUCAACAUGGACGAGAACAGGUUCGCCAACCCCCGCGCUUUCGACCCUUCUCGCUAUGAAGGCGAUGAUCAGAACUCGUUCGAGUCGGCAAUGAAUGGCGACCCGUCGAAGCGCGACCACUACGUGUUUGGCGCCGGCCGGCGUCUCUGCCAGGGGACGCACAUUGCCGACCGAUCGCUGUUUCUGAGCAUUUCGAGGCUGUUGUGGGCUUUCAACCUCGACAAGGCUGUCGAUGCUCAAGGGUUCGAGGUUACGCCGGACGCGGACGACCUCACCGACGGGUUACUGGUGCAGCCAAGGCCAUUCGCCGCAAAGAUCACGCCGAGAAGCGAUGCUCAUGCGCAGAUUAUCCGCAGGGAAUGGGAGGCAAGUCAGGCGCUUCUAGACCAGGAUAAACAGUGGAGAGAGGUCCCGAGCGGGAUGGUCUUUGAGUCUCUAGCAUCGUCGGACAUUAAAGAAUGA
Colletotrichum orchidophilum is the source of this 1623-nucleotide messenger RNA. RefSeq names its product cytochrome P450. NCBI's taxonomy places the organism in Eukaryota, Fungi, Ascomycota, Sordariomycetes, Glomerellales, Glomerellaceae. Bases 1 to 1623 code for a protein of 540 amino acids. The record is from RefSeq and is a predicted model, not a curated record. Gene Ontology annotation, molecular function: monooxygenase activity; iron ion binding; oxidoreductase activity, acting on paired donors, with incorporation or reduction of molecular oxygen. The transcript is spliced from 4 exons.